AUGGCUGAGUGCUUGUCGGAGAAAGCACAGCAGGCGCUAUCGGAGGAGCAGCGGGAAGAAAGACCGUCCUUGGUGCGUGUGUUACGCCGAGCUUUUGGCGGGCCUUUCAUGUUCGCGGCAGCAUUCAAAAUCGUUUAUGACAGUUUGCAGAUGGCAGGCCCUUACAUUCUCAAAGCCAUCCUACACUUUCUGGACCACUGUGACGGAUCUUCUCCGAGCCAAUGCACUCUUGAAGAAGGCAUGUCCUACGUUGCGUUGAUGCUGUUGAGCGCUGCAGUGCAGACAAUGGUUCUGCAUCAAUACUUUCACCGGUGCUUCCGUACUGGAAUGAGAUUCAAUGUCGCUUGCAUUUCUCUCGUUUACAACAAAUCGUUGAGGGUGGAUGGAGCCGCGAAAUCCAAAGACUCGAAGCAGCGAACAUCUGGAGAGAUCGUCAACCUUAUGGCUGUCGACUCGCAGCGCCUUCAAGAUUUCGCUCCUCAACUCCACCCCUUGUGGAGCUCACCGUAUCAGAUUAUCAUCACACUGAUAUUCCUUCAUUGGGUAGUGGGUUGGGCAACUUUGGCUGGACUCAGCGUGAUGCUUGUGCAGAUUCCAGCGGUGGCAGUGGUAGCUCGACGAAUUCGCCUUGCGCAGCGUAAGCUUAUGACCAUCAAAGACGAACGAAUCAAGCUCACCAACGAGGCUUUUGGGUCCAUCCGGCUCCUGAAAAUGUAUGGUUGGGAAGAUUCUUUUGAGACAAGAUUGGACGGCGUGCGUGAGAUGGAGCUCAAGCAGCUCAGGAAAUACCAAAUCUUGAACAUCAUUAGUUCUGCAAUGUGGGCGACAGCCCCGAUUCUUACUGCCUUGGCUACGUUUGCGGUGUACUGUUGGCUCUACAAGGAGCUGACUGCCAGCACAGCCUUCACUGCUGUGGCCCUUUUCAACGUUCUGCGGUUUCCGUUGACUAUGUUCCCACAAGCGAUCACGACAGUGGUGGAAGCCAAAGUUGCAAUCAGGCGCCUGGAGGAUUUCUUGUGUGCACCUGAAAUCCCAGGACGCAGCCAGGCAGCAUCCAAAGGUUUUGCAGUGGAAGUUCGUGACGCCGAGUUGGCGUGGCCGAAUGGAAGCCCACUUCUUUCGAAGGCCAACUUCACCGUUCCAGCACCGGUCGAAGGACAACAGACAGCUCACAUGACUGUUGUGCUCGGGGCAGUUGGUGCCGGCAAGUCUGGACUGCUUCAAGCUCUGAUUGGGGACAUGAGUCCAAUGUCAGGCAUUGUGUCGACAGCUGGGCAAAUCGCAUACACGUCACAAGUGUCAUGGAUUCGAAACGCUUCGGUCCGAGACAACAUUAUUUUCAACAGCAGUUUCCAGGAGGAUCGCUACAAGGCUGUGAUCAAAGCUUGCUGUCUAUUGCCAGAUUUAGAAGCUUUGCCCAAUGGGGACAUGACAGAGAUCGGUGAAAAGGGCGUCAAUCUGUCAGGAGGACAGAAGCAAAGAAUUUCAUUGGCGCGUGCUGUCUACUCUCAAGCGGAUCUUAUGCUGUUGGACGACCCGCUGAGUGCCGUGGACUCGCAUGUUGCGAAGAAGCUGCUGAAGAUGUUCAAGGGCCCUUUGUUGUCAAGAUCCUCCAUCGUCCUGUGUACACAUCACCUUCAAGCGGUGCACAGUGCAGACCAGAUCAUUCUCCUGAGCCGCAGUGCAUCUCAGCAGACCGGCGCGGAUCCCAGCGAUGUCCCUCUGGAUCUUGAAGCUGAGAGCCUGUCUUCGUCAGCUGAGUCCACUGAAAAGCAAUCCACACAGCCUGUGCCCAAGAUAGCCUUUUGCGGAUCCCUGGCCGACUUUCAGAAGGCCUUUCCCAAGCUGGUGGCCAAGCGUGGGGAUGGGGAUGCGGCUUCUUUCGAGCGUCAGACGAGCGAUGAGCCAGCGCCCUCUGAAGGCAAAAGCUCCGAAGCCGGUAAGUUGGUGCAGAAAGAGGAGGAACAAAUCGGCUCUGUACCAACCGAAGUCUAUGGGGCUUACAUCAGUGCAGCAGGUGGAACAUGCGUGGGUGUGGCAGUGGUGUUCGGAGUCUUGUGCGGUCAAGGUCUCCAGUCUGUUGCAGCCGCCUGGCUUUCAUACUGGUCUGAUCACAACACCCCCAAGAGCGUGCCUCACAUCACGAGCUUAGUGGGACUGCUGGGAUAUGGUGGUCUCAGCAUCACAGCGUUCACUGGAAUCUUCUUGACGAGCGCAUUAUUCAGAAUGACAGCCUUGAAAGCAGCACGUGCCUUCCACCGAAAGCUCCUGGCAAAUUUGCUUCGUUUGCCGAUGACGUUCUUUGACACGACUCCACUUGGCCGUGUUCUCAACCGGUUUUCCAAAGAUAUCUACACCAUCGACGAGGUCUUGGUAAACAACCUCUACAGCUAUCUCCAAGUCUCGUCAGUUGUUGUAUGCACGAUCAUAGUGAUCUCCGUCGCAACCCCGUGGUUCCUAGUCAUCAUCUUCCCGCUCUUGCUGCUCUACCGAGCGACACAGAACUUUUACAUCCCGGCUUCCAGACAGCUGAAGCGCAUCGAAUCCAAUUUGCGAUCUCCCAUCUUCUCGCACUUUUCGGAGACCUUGGAUGGAACCGCGUUGAUCCGCGCCUACGGCCAGCAGGACAUCUUCAUCUCGGAGAGUUUGUUUCGCGUGAGCCGAAGUAUGAGAGCCUACUACUCCAACAUGUCCUCCAACCGCUGGCUGGCUGUCCGCCUCGAAAGCUUUGGAGCUGCCAUCACCUUCUGCGCGGGGACGUUGGCGGUGCUGGGGCGAAACAGCAUCAGUGCAGGUGUUGCUGGCCUCUCCAUUUCCUAUGCUCUCUCGGUGACGCAAGCCCUAAACUGGGUGGUGCGUAUGGCAGCCGACCGCGAGACGAACAUAGUUUCGGUGGAGAGGGUCCGAGAGUACUUGCGACUGGACCCAGAGCCUCCCCAUCACCAGACUACGGACCCAAGUCCUCAGACGUGGCCGAGAGAAGGUGCAAUCGAAUUUAAGGACGUGUACCUUCGCUACCGUCCCGAUUUGCCUUAUGUUCUCAGUGGUUUGAACUUGAGCAUUCGUGGUCGAGAGAAGAUCGGCAUUUGCGGUCGCACCGGUGCUGGCAAGUCUUCUGUGUUGAACGUGCUUUUGCGGCUGGUGGAGGCAGGGUCUGGAAAUGUGUUCCUGGAUGGGCUUGACAUCAAGACUUUGGGCUUGCACUGCUUGCGCCACAGCCUGACGAUCAUUCCUCAAGACCCCAUCUUGUUCUCUGGCAGCUUGCGCUUCAACUUGGAUCCUGUCGGCGAAGCCUCGGAUGCAAGCCUUUGGCAGAGUCUGCAGCGCUCGCACUUGUCGGAUCACGUCUCGACCUUGGACAACGGCCAUGGGGAUCGAGGCCUUGAGAGUGUCGUCCAGGAGCAGGGCAAGAAUUUUUCUCUGGGCCAGCGGCAGCAGAUGUGCUUGGCACGGGCUUUGCUGCGAUCCAACGUCGUUCUUCUUUUGGAUGAGGCUACGUCAGCCGUGGACAGGGAUACCGACAACCUGAUCCAAGAGACCAUCCGGAGUGAAUUUGCUAGCCAUACGGUCUUGUGCAUCGCACACCGCAUUUCCACAAUCAUGCAUUCCGACAGGGUUUGCGUUCUCGACGCCGGGAAAGUUGUGGAACUUGCAUCCCCGCAAGACUUGAUGAAAGAUGCGUCUUCCCAUUUUGCUAAACUCGCCAAGCUGGAUGCCAUGGCAUGA
Symbiodinium sp. CCMP2592 is the source of this 3726-nucleotide messenger RNA. NCBI's taxonomy places the organism in Eukaryota, Dinophyceae, Suessiales, Symbiodiniaceae. The record is from the annotation of a GenBank genome assembly.